This is a messenger RNA of Delphinapterus leucas (beluga whale), 1539 nucleotides long. It is a transcript of the gene PDLIM4, whose product is annotated as PDZ and LIM domain 4. The record is from RefSeq and is a predicted model, not a curated record. Lineage: Eukaryota; Metazoa; Chordata; Mammalia; Artiodactyla; Monodontidae. Gene Ontology annotation, molecular function: muscle alpha-actinin binding; actin binding. Gene Ontology annotation, biological process: heart development; muscle structure development; actin cytoskeleton organization. Gene Ontology annotation, cellular component: Z disc; stress fiber; adherens junction.
GGCGGCUCCUCAGUGUCCGGCUCAAGCUCCGGCCGCAGCUCCGGCUCGCGAUGCCCCACUCCGUGACCCUGCGCGGCCCUUCGCCCUGGGGCUUCCGCCUGGUGGGCGGCCGGGACUUCAGCGUACCCCUCACCAUCUCGCGGGUCCAUGCUGGCAGCAAGGCUGCCCUGGCUGCACUGUGCCCUGGAGACCUGAUCCAGGCCAUCAAUGGUGAGAGCACAGAGCUCAUGACACACCUGGAGGCACAGAACCGCAUCAAGGGCUGCCAUGACCACCUCAUACUCUCCGUGAGCAGGCCUGAAGGCAGGAGCUGGCCCAAUACCCCAGAGGACAGCAAGGCUCAGGCACACAGGAUCCACAUCGAUCCCGAGGCCCAGGGUGGCAGUCCAGCGACAAGCAGGUGGCCCUCAGCCACGGGGCUUGGGCCAGAAGAUGGCAGGCCAGGCCUGGGAUCUCCUUACGGGCAGUCACCUCGCCUCCAAGUCCCUCACAAUGGCAGCAGCAGUGAGGCUACUUUACUGGCCCAGUUGGGCACCCUGCACGUGUCUCCACCCCACAGCACUGACCUGACCAGAGGCCUUUCGCGGAGCCGCGACUGCGGAGUAGACCUGGGCUCAGAGGUGUACAGGAUGCUUCGGGAGUCGGCCGAGCCGACGGCUGCGGAGCCCAAGCAGUCAGGCUCCUUCCGCUACUUGCAGGGCAUGCUAGAGGCCGGCGAGGGCGGGGUACCAUCGUCAAGGCGCGGGACAAGCUCUACCACCCCGAGUGCUUCAUGUGCAGCGACUGCGGCCUGAACCUCAAGCAGCGCGGUUACUUCUUUCUGGACGACCGGCUCUACUGCGAAAGCCACGCCAAGGCGCGCGUCAAGCCGCCCGAGGGCUACGACGUGGUGGCGGUGUACCCCAAUGCCAAGGUGGAACUCGUCUGAGCCGCUCCCGGAACCUCCCGUCCCCGCCUCUGCUUUUUUUAAUGUCCCCGCGCACCCGUGUAAAUAUGUUUACGCCCUGCCUCUCUAAUAAAUUCCCUCUGCUUGGCCUCAACCGUGUUGGUGCCCUGGCCUGCCUCCCUCCAGCACAGGCCAUGGCUCCUGAGUGCUACACCUGUUCAGGUGCCAAGCAUUUUCUUAGGCACUGGGUGCAAGGGGGAGCAAGACAGGUACUGUGGUGCCCUCAAGGAAGCCACAGCCUGGGUGGAUGGCAGACAUGAAUCACAAGGGCAAUCCUGUUAAUAGGGAAGCGAGGUCUGAGGUGCUAGAAGGGGACGUCACGCCAAAGGGUUUGACCUGGAUGGAGUCAGGGAAAGUGUCAGCAGAGAACUAAGGGAUAAGGGAGGGAAGAGCUCUACAGUGUGAGGAACUGUGUGCAAAGAUAUGUCAAAGGCGAGCACAGGCAGCAAAGGCCCCGUGUGGGCACCAGCACGAGCGCGGGCGGCCCCUAGCAGCUGCAGGAGGGACUGCCCCGCGGCGGAUAGGACUGGGGAGAUCACCAGUUUAGUUGGGGGCGGUAUCUGCCUCCCGGCAAUCUCAGCAUUUCUCUCUUC